CGCGCGCGCCAGGCCCUGCCUACUCCGCCCGAGCUCGAGCUCGCCGGCUUCCUGUGUCUCCAGCGUUCGGCUCGGAUCGGAGGGAUCGGAGGGUCCAGAGGCUCCGCCAGCCGCCACCUCGACAUGGUGUGAGGCUCCGCGCGUGCUCGAGUCGGGCUGCGACACAAAGAGCGAUCGGCGUCGGAGCGCAGUCAGACGCGGCGCGUGCAGAGAGACGGACCCGCGCGCGCGACCCACCGCCUUUCUUCGCGAAAAAGAUGGCGAACGACUCCCCGGCCAAGAGCCUGGUGGACAUAGACCUGUCCUCGCUGCGGGAUCCUGCGGGGAUUUUCGAGCUGGUCGAAGUGGUGGGGAACGGGACCUACGGACAAGUCUACAAGGGGCGACAUGUCAAAACAGGGCAGCUGGCGGCCAUCAAGGUCAUGGACGUCACGGAGGAUGAAGAGGAGGAAAUCAAACUGGAGAUAAACAUGCUCAAGAAGUACUCACACCACAGGAACAUCGCCACCUACUAUGGGGCCUUUAUUAAGAAGAGCCCCCCGGGACACGAUGACCAGCUGUGGUUGGUGAUGGAGUUCUGCGGCGCCGGCUCCAUCACGGACCUUGUGAAGAACACCAAGGGGAACUCGUUGAAGGAGGACUGGAUCGCCUACAUCUCCCGAGAGAUCCUCAGGGGUCUGGCUCACUUGCAUGCCCACCACGUCAUCCACCGGGACAUCAAGGGCCAGAACGUCCUGCUGACGGAGAACGCCGAGGUCAAGUUGGUGGACUUUGGUGUCAGCGCCCAGCUGGAUCGCACCGUGGGCAGGAGGAACACCUUCAUCGGCACCCCCUACUGGAUGGCCCCGGAGGUCAUCGCUUGUGACGAGAACCCGGACGCCACCUACGACUACAGAAGCGACCUGUGGUCCUGUGGGAUCACCGCUAUCGAGAUGGCUGAGGGCGCCCCCCCGCUGUGCGACAUGCAUCCGAUGCGGGCCCUCUUCCUUAUCCCGAGGAACCCCCCUCCGAGGCUGAAGUCCAAGAAAUGGUCCAAGAAGUUCUUCAGCUUCAUCGAGGCGUGCCUGGUGAAGAACUACACCCAGCGGCCGCCCACAGAGCAGCUGUUGAAGCACCCCUUCAUCCGGGACCAGCCCAACGAACGGCAGGUCCGCAUCCAACUCAAGGACCACAUCGACCGCACCCGCAAGAAGAGAGGCGAGAAGGAUGAGACCGAGUACGAGUACAGCGGCAGUGAGGAAGAGGAGGAGGAAGCUCCCGAGCAGGAGGGCGAGCCCAGCUCCAUCGUCAACGUUCCGGGAGAAUCGACGCUCCGCAGGGACUUCAUCCGCCUGCAGCAGGAGAACAAGGAGCGCUCGGAGGCGCUGAGGAGGCAGCAGCUCCUGCAGGAACAGCAGCUCCGGGAGCAGGAGGAGUACAAGCGCCAGCUGCUGGCCGAGAGGCAGAAGCGCAUCGAGCAGCAGAAAGAGCAGAGGCGGCGGCUGGAGGAGCAACAGCGCCGUGAGCGGGAGAUGCGGCGGCAACAGGAGCGCGAGCAGCGGCGGCGGGAGCAGGAGGAGAAGCGGCGCAUCGAGGAGAUGGAGCGCCGGCGCAAGGAGGAGGAGGAGCGCAGGAGGGCUGAGGAGGAGAAGAGGAGGGCUGAUCGUGAGCAGGAGUACAUCCGGCGCCAGCUGGAGGAGGAGCAGCGCCACCUGGAGAUCCUGCAGCAGCAGCUUCUCCACGAGCAGGCCAUGCUCCUGGAGUACAAGUGGCGGGAGAUGGAGGAGCAGCGGCAGGCCGAGCGGCUCCAGAGGCAGCUGCAGGUGGAGCAGGCCUACUUGCUGUCCCUCCAGCAGGACCAUAAACAACAGCAGCAGCAGCAGCAGCAGGACCGGACCAAAGUUCCCCAGCUGCCCUUGCUGCACGCUCACCCCCACCCGCACCCGCCCGCAGAGCCCAAAGGCCCUGCCCCCAAACCCGAGCCCGAUCCAGCCGAGCGGGUCAGAGAGGCUGACGAAAGGUUUCGAAAGAACAUUCAGGGGUCCCCGCAGGCAGUGCAGUCCAAGCAACCUUCGGCACCCUUCCAUAACGGCAGCUCUGCUGAACCCGCUCCGCCCGCUGCCCACAGACCCAUGGAACCACAGGUCCCGUGGUCGCACCCGGCCGCACCCCCAGUGUGUCGCUCCCACUCCUUCAGUGAUCCCGUUCCUAGCUUUGCACACCUCCAUCUGCGCCCCCAGGAGCCGUCCCCCCCAGAGCCUAGGGCCCCGGUGCCCGAGCCCGCACCCAAGCACAAGCACCCUCCGUGGGCGCGGGCUGACAGUGAGGAGGUUCCUCCCAGGGUUCCUGUGAGGACGACAUCUCGGUCCCCGGUGCUGUCCCGCAGAGACUCGCCGCUGCAGGGUGCCGUUCAGGCUAGCAGCCAAGUGGCCCAGAGAAGCGCAGCCAAUAACGCAGAGCCCCGCCUCCUCUGGGACCGGGUGGAGAAGCUGGCCUCCAGGCCCGGAAGUGGCAGCUCCUCUGGUUCUAGCAACUCCAGCUCCCAGGCCGGGUCGCAGAGUGGCUCGGGGGAGAGGUUCCGGGUUCGAUCAUCCUCCAAGUCCGAGGGCUCCCCGUUGCAGCGUCCUGAGAACGCUGUCAAGAAGCCAGAAGAGAAGAAGGACUUUGUGAGGCCAAGCCGCCCAGCGGGUGAUGUGGACCUCACUGCUUUGGCCAAGGAGCUGCGGGCGGUGGAGGAGGUGCGGCCUCACAACAAGGUCACCGAUUACUCUUCCUCCAGUGAGGAGUCGGGCACCACAGACGAGGACGAUGAAGAUGUGGAGCAAGAGGGUGCCGACGAGUCCACCUCAGGGCCCGAAGACUCCCGUGCGGUCUCCUCCAACCUGAGCAACGGGGAGACGGAGUCCGUGAAGACCAUGGUGGUUCACGACGAGGCGGAGAGCGACCCCGCCACCACGCCUUCCAAUGACGGCACCCUGGUCGUCAGACAGAGCGCAGGUGAAAAAAAGCAUGCUGGCCUCAUGGAGAGCAAUGGUUUUGCCGGCCGCAUUCACCUCUUGCCAGACCUCAUCCAGCAAAGCCAUUCCUCCUCCUCCAUCUCCAACUCCCCCUCGUCCAGCCAGGCCAGCCCCUCCAUGUCCCCCCAGACCCCCAUGGACAAGCUGGGCGCCUGUGAGACCCAAUCUGCGAGCAACACCCUCCAGAAACACAAGUCCUCGUCCUCCUUCACACCCUUCAUUGACCCCCGUCUCCUGCAGAUCUCGCCCUCCAGCGGAAGCUCGCUCUCCAACGCAGCUUUCGGUAAUGAAGCCCGUCUCCAGGACGCCCUGAGACAGGACCCCUCCCGAAAGGGCUCCGUGGUCAACGUGAACCCCGUCAACACCCGACCGCAGAGCGACACCCCCGAGAUCCGCAAGUACAAGAAGAGGUUCAACUCGGAGAUCCUGUGCGCAGCACUCUGGGGUGUGAACUUGCUCGUGGGUACGGAGAGUGGACUGAUGCUGCUGGACAGGAGCGGACAGGGCAAGGUGUACCCUCUCAUCAACCGGCGCCGCUUCCAGCAGAUGGAUGUCUUGGAGGGACUCAACGUCCUUGUGACCAUAUCAGGGAAGAAGAACAAGUUGCGGGUGUACUACCUGUCCUGGCUGAGGAACAAGAUCUUGCACAAUGACCCUGAGGUGGAGAAGAAGCAGGGCUGGACCACCGUAGGGGACCUGGAGGGAUGUGUUCACUACAAAGUUGUCAAGUACGAGCGGAUCAAGUUCUUGGUCCUUGCUCUGAAGAACUCUGUGGAAGUGUACGCUUGGGCGCCCAAGCCCUACCACAAAUUCAUGGCCUUCAAGUCCUUCGGAGACCUGGUCCACAAGCCGCUGCUGGUUGACCUCACAGUGGAGGAGGGACAGAGGUUGAAGGUCAUCUAUGGCUCGUGUGCCGGCUUCCACGCGGUGGACGUGGACUCGGGGGCGGUGUACGAUAUCUACCUGCCCACGCACAUCCAGACCAGCAUCCAGUCGCACGCAAUCAUCAUCCUGCCCAACACGGACGGUAUCGAGCUGCUGGUGUGCUACGAGGACGAGGGCGUCUACGUCAACACCUACGGUCGUAUCACCAAGGACGUGGUGCUGCAGUGGGGCGAGAUGCCAACUUCAGUGGCCUACAUUCGGUCCAAUCAGAUCAUGGGCUGGGGAGAGAAGGCCAUCGAGAUCCGCUCCGUGGAGACGGGCCACCUGGACGGCGUCUUCAUGCACAAGAGAGCGCAGAGGCUCAAGUUCCUGUGCGAGAGGAACGACAAGGUGUUCUUCGCUUCCGUUCGCUCCGGGGGCUCCAGUCAGGUGUACUUCAUGACCCUGGGACGAAGCUCGCUGCUCAGCUGGUAGAAGAUGCACCCCCCCCACUGGAACGACCGCUUUCUUAUCCCCAGGAUUUGAGAUGACGACAAUUUAAAAUUUAAAAAAGAAAAAAAAAAAAAACAGAACGAACAAAUGGAAGACGGAUCGAAGAAGCAACCGCGAACUGACACUUUCACCGCACCAAGCCGACCUGACGGUCAAAGGGGGUCUUCAGUACAACUUCACAAACGCAAAAAAAAAAGGUUCACAAGGUCGCAGACGACGGUCACCGUGGCAGCGGGACUUUGCAGGGUCUCCGACACAAGGAUUUCCGGCAUCGUUCAAGAAAAAUACGUUGAUCCCAGACAACGGGAGAGCCCUGCCCCCCCACCGUUUUGGGGGGGUUCAGAGUCUAAUAUCGAAAUGGUCUGUCUGUUGAAGUGUAUUUGUUUGGGGGCGGGGGGUUAUUGGACCAGCGAACGACUGUCAAUUCUCCAGUGGAAGGGCAGGCUUUGAUGUCGCCAUGGAAACGAGAGGAGAGGAUGAAUCUGAGGGCUUUUCUACAAACCGGUCUGACCAGAAUGGAACCAUAGGUGGCCGCAUGUGUUUUUCUUUUUUUUUUUUUUUUUUUUUUUUUUUUCUCCCCCCCCCCUUUUUAAUUAUAUUUUUGGGCAGGGUUCUUCAGCAAGGUCCCCCUGGACAGGCUUCAAGGCGUCUUCUGGAAAGAGUGCGACUGUCUUGUCACUGUUUUUAUUUCUCCACUCAAUAAACCCACAUUUUUUCAUAAUUUUAUUUGGCACUAUUCAUUGGUGAUGUCUCCAGGAGUCUGAGGACAGGGAGGGUCGAUGUUUCUUCUAGUUGUUUGUUGUUGCUGUUGUCGUUGUUGUUGUUCCGCCUUCUGAAUCGCAAGGACCAGACCCUCAGCCCUCACGUCUCUCCCUGAAGCUUUUAUCCAAAUUUCUGCA
This is a messenger RNA of Scleropages formosus (Asian bonytongue), 5272 nucleotides long. Its product is annotated as mitogen-activated protein kinase kinase kinase kinase 4. Lineage: Eukaryota; Metazoa; Chordata; Actinopteri; Osteoglossiformes; Osteoglossidae. Gene Ontology annotation, cellular component: cytosol. The transcript is spliced from 33 exons. Gene Ontology annotation, molecular function: protein kinase activity; ATP binding. Gene Ontology annotation, biological process: protein phosphorylation. The record is from RefSeq and is a predicted model, not a curated record. The coding region runs from base 258 to 4355 and encodes 1365 amino acids.